ACGAACGAGGCCCCAAACCUGGGUGCGCCCCAACAUGCACCCCCGCCUGAAGCCCGCGGACCCUGAAACUACAACUCCCGUGAGGCGCCCGUUGCGGCACGCAGGCACUCUGGCGUGCGUGCCGUGCGUGGCUGUUCUAGACCGUCGCACCCGGGCGCCAUGUUGCGGCCGAGGGGACAGCGGAGAGGCGCCUGAAGCGGCGUGAGCGGAGCGGGUCGAACUUGGGCUGGUAGGAGCCCCGCCCCUCCUGCCUCAGCAGAUCAUGAGCUGGGCGGCCGCCGUGGAGGUCGCGGUGGCGGGGGAUGUGGUGUGGCGGGGCCGGCGCUAGACAUGAUGCCGUUUCCAGAGACAGCCCCCGGCUCACAGUGGACCCCGCCGCCGCCCAAGCACCACGGCAUUCCCUCUCCCAUCCGGUUAGCUGCCCCCAAGGAGACUGACUGCGUACUCACCCAGAAAUUAAUUGAAACCCUGAAGCCCUUCGGGGUUUUUGAAGAGGAAGAGGAACUACAGCGCAGGAUUUUAAUUUUGGAAAAAUUAAAUAAUCUGGUAAAAGAAUGGAUACAAGAAAUCAGUGAAAGCAAGAGUCUUCCACAAGCUGUAAUUGAAAACGUUGGAGGGAAAAUCUUUACAUUUGGUUCUUACAGAUUAGGAGUACAUACGAAAGGUGCCGAUAUUGAUGCGUUGUGCGUUGCACCAAGACAUGUUGAUAGAAGCGAUUUUUUCACCUCCUUCUAUGAUAAAUUGAAACUGCAUGGAGAAGUAAAAGACUUGAGGGCUGUUGAGGAGGCAUUUGUACCAGUUAUCAAACUGUGUUUUGAUGGAAUAGAGAUUGAUAUUUUAUUUGCAAGAUUAGCACUGCAAACUAUUCCAGAAGAUUUGGAUUUAAGAGAUGACAAUCUGCUUCAAAAUUUAGAUAUUAGAUGCAUAAGAAGCCUUAACGGUUGCCGUGUAACUGAUGAAAUUUUACAUCUAGUACCAAACAUUGACAACUUCAGGUUAACCCUGAGAGCCAUCAAGUUGUGGGCCAAAUGCCGCAAUAUCUAUUCCAAUAUAUUAGGUUUCCUUGGAGGUGUUUCUUGGGCAAUGCUAGUAGCAAGGAUUUGCCAGCUUUAUCCAAAUGCAAAAGCAUCAACUCUAGUACAUAAGUUUUUCUUGGUAUUUUCUGAAUGGGAAUGGCCAAAUCCAGUGCUGCUGAAAGAGCCUGAAGAACGGAAUCUUAACUUGCCUGUGUGGGACCCAAGAGUAAAUCCCAGUGAUAGGUACCAUCUUAUGCCUAUAAUUACACCAGCAUACCCACAGCAGAACUCCACAUACAAUGUAUCUGUUUCAACAUGGAUGGUCAUGAUUGAGGAGUUUAAGCAAGGGCUUGCUAUCACACAUGAAAUUUUGCUGAGUAAGGCAGAGUGGUCCAAGCUUUUUGAAGCUCCAAGCUUCUUUCAGAAGUACAAGCAUUAUAUUGUACUUCUAGCAAGUGCACCAACAGAAAAACAACACCUAGAGUGGGUGGGCCUGGUGGAGUCAAAGAUCCGGUUCCUGGUUGGAAGCUUGGAGAAGAACGAGUUUAUUACAUUGGCUCAUGUGAACCCUCAGUCAUUUCCAGCACCUAUAGAAAACCUUGACAAGGAGGAAUUUCAUACGAUGUGGGUGAUUGGGUUAGUAUUACAAAAGCCUGAAGACUUGGACGUUCUUAGUAUUGAUCUCACCUGUGAUAUUCAGUCUUUCACAGAUAUAAUUUAUAGGCAAGCAAUAAAUAAUAAGAUGUUUGAGAUGGAUAUGAAAAUUGCUGCAAUGCAUAUAAGAAGAAAGGAACUUCAUCAACUACUACCUAAUCACGUGCUUCAGAGAAAGAAACUGCAUUCAACAGAUGGUGUCACAUUGACAGCUCUGAAUGACAGCAACCUUGACUUGUCUGUGGACAGUGAAAUCAGCACAUCUGUGCCUUCACCUGCUAGCUCUAUGAAGACCGGCCUAAAGACUGGCAGUUCUCAGGGCAGAAACAGCCCUGUCUCAGCAGUAAUGGCAGCAUCUGUGACCAGCGUACAGGUUACUGAAGUUUCUUUGCAAGAAGCGAGCCCUAGUGAAAGCUCGGGGGGUGCAUCGAGUGAAAGCGUUAAUCAGAUUUCCUCACAACCAGCCCUUUCUCCUCCACUGAAGCCCAUGGUCUCCAGAGUUGUUUCUUCAUCGUGUCUGGUAAACCAUCCUUCAGGCCUUCAGGGAGCACAGCAGCAAACAUAGCUAACCCUGUGGUGGGAGUCUAGAGGGUAUUCGCACCUCACAAACAAGAAAGGACUAAUGGAACCAAGCAGAAGAGGAACAUCUCAAACAGAUGAGUACAACUCCAACUGUUCAUAUGGCGGCUUCCUUGUUGGCCUCACAGAAAACAUCCCUUGCAGACGUUUCUGCUAUCCCAGCUCUGCAAAUCCUAUUCCUGACAGACUGGUAAAAACCUUGCAGGUCCAUCAACAAUGGCUGCCAACUCAACCUGUUGUCUUCAAAUGCUAGAGGAGGAGAAUGAAGGGUACCAAACUUGAAAUGACUCAAAAUAGAUGUAAGCUUGUUCGGUUCACUUCCUUUACCUGGCUAAUCUCUAUCAGAAGUCCAGGUUGGUAUGUGAAGCUAGAAGUACUAUUAUUAGUGUGUGUCAGAUUAGUGAUGUGUCAACAGCAGUUAUAUUAACUAUUUCAAAGGACUGUUGCCCUUAAAGAGAGAAAAAGAAAAAAAACCCUCCAGCUCUGUUUAUGUCCAUGAUUGACAUCUGGACUGGAUUUGUUUUAUGCACUGUUGGGGAAAACUUACAAUACAAACUGGUCUCAGAAUGCCUGAUACUGGUGAUGCACUUUAUGUAUAUUUUUAUUAGGAAGUAGAACUAAGUUUAGCUUUUUCAGCUUGAUGAGAUUUUUUCCUGAAGAGUUUUCUUCAUUAUUAAUUUCCAGACUGGAUGUCAUUGUGCAGUGUACUAUACUUCAGAAAAGACAUAAAGUAUAUCUAGCUCAGUCCCUGGCGGGUAGCUGUAGCCCUUUAAAAUGAAAUGUCAACUCUUAUGGUAUAUAUUUGGCAUUGAAACAGGAAUUAGGGUGUCUUUCAUUUUGAUGGACACAACUAAGAAAUACACUGGUUUUAUCAGUGGAAUUGUUUUUAAUUUAGAGUGUAUAUGAUCACCAAACAGCAAAUAUUGUCUUGGAGCCAACAAAACUCCAUAUUCUUUUGUCCUUAAUCAUACUUAUCCUAAAAAAAAAAAAAAGAGCCUUUUGCCUUCUCCCUUUCUCUUUGCUUUUAUGCACAAGGUAGGCUUGUAUGUUGUUUCAUUAAAAACCCCAGAAUGCUAGUAUUUUCCUAACCAUGAUGUGAAACAACAAUCCUGUGGCCACAUGGUGUGAAACACUAAAUUUUGGUUCUAUGGCUAAUAUUUUAGUAAAACUUAACUGAAAGUAAUGACUGUGAAAUGUUAACCAUCUGAAUAGACAUUUAAUGUCUACGUCUACUCAAAGAAUACCUGCUCAUAGUAAAUUUCCAAUUUAAACACAUAAGCAAAAAGGCAUUUUCUCCAAGCAUUUUAAACCAAUAUUUUUAAAUGACUUACUAAAAUUCACCAAUAAAUUUUGCAUGUACAAAUAAAAAAUAAUUUCUUGCAAGCACUUGACAUUGGUCAGCUUUCUACUCUUGUUUUAUCCUAGAAAAGAUUAAAGAAUACCUUUCUUUAAAUUAAAAAAAGGGCCAUUCAUAAUUAAGCAGCAGGACAUCCAUGUUUAGGAAACAUGACAGGUUUUCAGUCAGCCUGGUUCUGGUUCUUCCCCUCCCCCAGUCGUGUUUCCUUGCUACCAUGUGCACAUUUUUCAUGCUAAGCUACAAUUUCUUAAACCCUUUUCCUAUCCUAGGUUAGUUCUCCAAAGUUGGAAUAUGCUCUCUUCCGUUUAGGCUAUGCAGUAGUUGAGGCUCCCUUUCCACCCCCACUUUCUGAUGUCUGGUUCAUGGUGUUCCUGUCUCUCACUUCUUUGUCCUGUGGUCGCCACCACCGCAGCAGUAAAUCAGGUGAAGUGUGCACGAUGCCUGUGUGUUUCCAAUAGCUGUAGUGUCAGGUUGAAAUUGUCAGGCAAAUUUAGUCUUGUCAUUUUGUUUACACAUUUGGAAAAUUGGUUGAUUAAAUGUGUCAUGUAACUAUCCUUGUUUGACCAAGCUGAAAAGUGGGAACUUUCUAGUUUUCAUUACCUGAAUAUCAGACUAUUUUUUUCAUAUGAUGUAUGUAAGUGUCUCAUGACUGGAGUUUGCUUUGUCUUAUAGUACCUGUACUACUUGUAUUUUUCAAGCGCUAUUUUGAAAACAGAUGAUGUAUUUCUCCAUGAAAAACAAUAAAAACAGCAAAGAAGCAAGCAUAGGGGUUUAAAU
Molecule: messenger RNA, 4383 nt
Organism: Manis javanica (Malayan pangolin)
Lineage: Eukaryota; Metazoa; Chordata; Mammalia; Pholidota; Manidae
Gene: PAPOLB
Product: poly(A) polymerase beta
Biological process (GO): RNA 3'-end processing
Cellular component (GO): nucleus
Molecular function (GO): RNA binding; poly(A) RNA polymerase activity
Source: RefSeq, a predicted model, not a curated record